ACGCUUUGUGUUUAAAAGGCGGCGACGGUUGGGCGGGAGCGGUGGCCGCUGGUUUUGGACGUUAAUUGUCGGCGGGCAGGAAAUCGGUUAAAGGGGCGAGCGGGGGUUGGCGGCGGGCCGGCAGCAGCAGCAGACGGGCUAAUGUGUGAGGGAAGGCGGGCGGCGAUGGUGCCCCGGGCCGCUCCGCGACUCCGCCCGCAGGCCUCCUCCCGUCGCUGCGCACCGCGCUCGCUUGGCUCACACCCGCGGCCUUCUGUCAGCCCGAGAACGGCGGGCGCGCUCCCGACACACGGCGCCUGGCGGCGGCCCGCCUCAGCCUGAGGCCGCGCACCGAGCCCGGAGCGAGGGGGAGGCCCGAGCGGCCCCGGACGUCGCGGCUGCUGCUGCAGCAUCACUAUCUUGAGUCCUGGUUUGACCUGUAGCUGGAGUAAGUCUUCCACAAUGAAGCUGUUGGAAAAUACAAGUUUUGAGGCUAUUAACUCUCAGCUUACCAUAGAAACUGGUGAUUCUCGCAUUAUUGGGCGGAUAGAGAGCUAUUCCUGUAAAAUGGCAGGGGAUGACAAACAGAUGUUUAAACAAUUCUGUCAGGAAGGACAACCUCAUGUCCUGGAAGCUCUUUCCCCACCUCAGACCACUGGAAUCAGCCCGAACAGGUUGAGUAAGAGCCAAAGUGGGGAUGAAGGAGAGGGACCACUCUGUGACAAGUGUAGCCGCAAGACACUGUUCUACCUGAUUGCUACACUCAAUGCAUCGUUCCGCCCAGAUUAUGACUUCAGCGCUGCAAAAAGUCACGAAUUUAGCAAAGAGCCCAGUCUGAACUGGGUGGUGAAUGCUGUGAACACCAGCCUGUUUUCUGCUGUUGGGGAAGAGUUUAACACUUUGAAGCCCCAACUUUGGGAUGCUGUUGAUGAAGAGAUCUGUCUCUCAGAGUGUGACAUCUACAGCUACAAUCCUGAUCUGGACUGUGACCCAUAUGGUGAGGAGGGCAGUCUCUGGUCCUUCAACUAUUUCUUCUAUAACAAGAGACUGAAGAGGAUCGUAUUUUUCACGUGUCGCUCUGUCAGUGGGUAUUUGUACAGUCAGUGCACUGAAAUCAGCAACAACUUCGACAUGGACUUGGACGAUGAAGAGGCCCUCGAUCAGGAUGAGGAGGAUGAAGAUGAAGCAGAAGCCAUUGAAGAGACCAGGUACCAAACAGUGUGUGUCUAAGCACCAAGCAGAUCAUCACUCUUCAGCACCAUCUGCUUCCUUUACCCUUCAAACUGACUGCAUUUCUACGGAGCUGAGUGUGAAAGACCAGCACUUAAAUCUCAGGCAUUAAAACUUCUGACAGUUUCAACCUGUAACCGAGCCCUUGCUUCCAAGAGGCUUGCAGCAGAAACUUCGAGCAGGACUUGGUUUUUAAAAUGGCUGCUUGCAGGAUUACAGGAGUGGACGGAUCGUUGUGUUUUGUCUCUGUUGCUGACAUCCAUCUCUUGUUGCACUGAGCCAUAUGUUGUGGAACAUAUUUAGGAAGCAAGGUGAAGAGACUUCUGUCUUCUGUAAGCAACAAGAGUGGGCACACCGGCAUGUUCCAUGGAUCAGGGUAAGCCUUGCCCUUACCGAACCACAAAUUUUGUCAAGGAUCCGUCUUACUAGGACCUGGUAGGAUGGCGAAAAUCAGCACAGCGUUGACUUCCUGGUGCUUCCAACAGUGCACCCCAAGCACCUGAUGACUUGUGCUGCUGGUUUCCAGCUGGUGUGGCGAGUGGCUGAUUGUACAAGUCUGGAACAGAUUCUGCAUACGGACAACCGAUCUAUCACCACUGCAUUCUGCUCCUAAAGUGGUUGUGCUUUCCGCUAUGCUAAGCUCCCUCUAUGCCUACCACCCUCCACCAUUUUGAUGAGGCUAUAAUCUUUCGGAUGGUUCUCCUUGGUCAACAGACUAGAUGAUUUUGUUUUUAUUCUGUCUGGGUUCCAUUUCUGGACUGGAGCUUGCACUUAAGCAGAUCCUUGCAGUCUCAUCCUGUUAAGUCUCUUUUACAUUUUUUUUGGUUUACAAAAACAUAAAAAUUGUUGUAAAAUAAAUCCUUUUAAUGAG
Messenger RNA from Pristis pectinata (smalltooth sawfish), 2080 nucleotides. RefSeq names its product repressor of RNA polymerase III transcription MAF1 homolog. Gene Ontology annotation, molecular function: RNA polymerase III core binding. Gene Ontology annotation, cellular component: nucleus. Gene Ontology annotation, biological process: negative regulation of transcription by RNA polymerase III. Lineage: Eukaryota; Metazoa; Chordata; Chondrichthyes; Rhinopristiformes; Pristidae. The transcript has 8 exons. The record is from RefSeq and is a predicted model, not a curated record. The coding region runs from base 442 to 1209 and encodes 255 amino acids.